AUGAAUAACUCUCGCAACUUCCAUAACGCAAAUGAUGAAAAAAACUCUAAUCGCGAUGACCAAACAAUGCAAGAAGAUGAACAGGUCAAACGUAUGGUUGAAGGGCUGGGGAAAAGUAGCUAUAGAAGAAGAUACGAACAACAGUACGAGGAUGCUAUCGUUGAAUGCCUAAAAAAGGAGAAUUUGUCGGCUAUAAGUGGCAUAAUAAACCAGAAAUUUGCUACUUUGAAUAACCACUAUUCAUAUAUUAAAGAUUAUCUGGAAAGAUUAGUAUAUAUGUAUGCUGAUCUUACAAAUAGGGAAACUUCGAUAGAUUCUUUGAGAGGAUUUUAUGAAACAGAACAUAAAGAACCAAAUUUGUGGACGGACUACGUAAUCAUUAUUGUAGUCAUGGGUUUCUUUUUUGGUUGUCAAUUUGGGCUUCUUAUGAUAUUGAAGUUAGAUGAUGAAGAAGUUCCGUUAAACUUUCCUUCAGUCUUUACAUUCAUAUUUGCUACUAUGAUGAUAUUUCCUGAUUACAAGACAGCCAUCAAAAACCAGGUAAUAUCGGAGAAUAAGUUGCUUUCACUUAUGUCUUGGAUAGUAUGCUCCAUAAAAGUUCUCUUUUCAUUACUACUUUUGCCAUGGAUAAAAUAUAUUUUCUACAUUAUCUUGGCACAGCGAGAUCGAUUCUACAAUAUUGUUAGCUUCCUCCUAACAUUCGUCAUAGACUUUGGUAUCUCUUCAUAUCAAUGUUUUAUGUCAUUCAUCAAAAUUUUCAUUGUUGGUAUUAAGGGAUUUCAUUAA
Molecule: messenger RNA, 786 nt
Organism: Naumovozyma dairenensis CBS 421
Lineage: Eukaryota; Fungi; Ascomycota; Saccharomycetes; Saccharomycetales; Saccharomycetaceae
Exons: 1
Coding region: 1-786 (261 amino acids)
Source: RefSeq, a predicted model, not a curated record